UACUUUUGGACUGACGCCUACAAACUCUUGAGAAAAAUAAGGCAGUACUAUCUGUUCAGCCUUCACAAUAUCUCCAUUCCCUUGGAGUUCUCCAAACGCUUUCUAUGGGAUCGAGCUUAUUUACAAGAAUGAUGAUGAUGAUGAUGAUGAUGAUGGUGAUGAUGGUGGCGGCAAACUUUCGAUUUUGGCAUGGCUAGUCUAAUUGGGCCGGUUUUUGGACGAGCAGGAGUUUCUCUCUUCGGUGUCAUUUGGUAUGAAUAUAUAACCUCAAAGACAGGACAGAAUGAUGAACAGUAAGCGGGUGCAGUGUUUGAUGGAUCCUCUACCUCAAGGCAAGAGAGCAAGACUAGAGGGUACAGUGGGUGCUGUGGGAACUUCAGGGCUUUCCAAAGCCAACAGCCUGCCUCAGUACUCCCAGAACAAGUCUUUACCCUACAGACACACCUAUAUGUCUUGUUCUCUCAGUGGACAAGAGACUUUAGAUCUUCCCUCACCAUGGAGCCCCUCUAGGAUUUUUGUGAGAAAUGGAGGGAGCCCUGUGGUUCAUGCUUCACCCACAGAGGGGUCAAUUACAAAUCCAGUCAUUUACAGGCCUGAAAAUGUGAAUUUCCCUGAUGACAAUGGCUCUCCAACUGUAGCAGAGGAAGAGGUAGUGAAGCAGAAACUUUCCUACUGUACUAGAAGUCAGAGUAAUCACAGCCCUAAUAGUGAAGGAUUAAGGUCCCCUGUUCGUUUCAGGAAAAUCCCUAUAGGCUUCACAAACUUAUCCUCCUCAACAGCAGAAAAAUCUGGUGGCCUUGCUAUUCCAAAACCAGUGUAUGGGCAUAGUCCUUGUUGUGCUGGCCAAAAGUGCACAGUAGGUCACAGCUAUACUAUGGACCAAGGGUUGCAAAAGAUGCCCCCACAAAUGUUUGAGGAUGAACGGAUGACAUAUUAUGGUCACUGGGCAUGCAUGCAUAAAAAGGAGUCAGAAGCCUUGAUGCAGCAGAGAUUAUUGCCUUUUGAUAACUGUGGAGAGACGAUACCAUUAAAAGAUGCAACCACAGAAGAUUACCAUGGUCUUGGCCCAAGCAAACCUCAACGGGUUUCUGCUUUUUCUGAUCCACGCCAGAGCAACUAUAUGUAUGACCAAGUUCACCCGUUUGUCCGCUCUUCACCUGAUCACUGCCAACGUUUCCAGGUGCCCAGACAGGCACGUAAGGAUCUGGCUCCUAUGUAUGAGCCAGUGCCUGGGAUGCAAUAUGGAACGCACCUGCAGGUUUAUCAAGACUGUCCUCACACAUCUAAGUAUAGAGAUGUACCUCAACAUUCCUUGCUUUAUUGUUCAAAGAAUAACAUUGAUGUUUACAGAUCUGAGACUUUUCAGCAAUUACCUGGGCAGCGCCCUUUUCUUCAACCUUUCUUUAGGGAUUUCAAGAAUCCCUACACAGUGGUCCCACCUGGCCACCCAGUUGUCAGGACCAUACCUGCUUAUCCUGCUUAUAGUACACACUUAAAUACUAGACACAUGAACCCAUUCAAUAAGAGACCAUUUUGUCCUCCUGUCAUGCAGCAGGUAGAACAACCCCUGGACUUUUCCAUGCGGCGAGAGCAGAAUGAAGACUCCAACCAGGAACAACCUCCUCAAAGACAGCUUGGAAUUAAAGGGACUUUCCAUCAAACUGAGCCCCAAACCCACUAUAUGGUUUCAGACGAAUUGCAUCUUGAAAAUUCAUCCUCAGACAGCGCAUGCCAGGGACAAGAUCGUUGUAUUUUUAAUAGUCACAAUUAUACAGCCUCUCCCACAUUCACUGGUGAUGUAUUCAGUAAAAAGCAGAGUUUAUGUUUUUCAGACAAACCAGGUAAUGGUGCUGUCCUAUCUAAAAAGCACAGGGUGGAAACUGACAAAAGCUAUGAAAAUUAUCCUUUGGUUAAACUUCAAACGAUACACCAACUGAAAGCUAAUGAGACUAAGCACCCGCCUUCCCCUCCAAUGCCAGUAAUUAACAAAGUCUUUAGUCUGGCCCCUUACAAAGCAUACUUAGAAUCUAAAGGUGUAUUGUUGCCUGCACAAGAUCCCAGUUGUCCAACGCUGUCACCUGACUCAAAGCCACCAAAAGUCGAUCCAGAAGCACAAAACACGGAUCCAAAAAUAAAUGUAGCCAAAGGUGUCUUUAAAUUGAAAGUCAAAACUGAGAAAAUAAAGCCUGAUGAAAAGGCAUGCCAGUCAGAAAAAGAGAGCCACAGUCCUGUGAUUAGACAAAACAACCAUAAUGUAAAUGUUAAAGAGGAACAGGACAAGUUAGAAUCAACAGAAGGUGACACCGAACACAACCUAGUUAUAAAGAGUGGCUUUUAUUCCGGUUCAAAGUCAGUCACAGUUGAGAUGCCAGAACGACCCCUUGAAUGCACUAUUGCGUGUAGUACGGUUGAUGGAGCUGCCCUGCCAAAUCAAAACGGUGACAAAAAACGAUCUGAUUUUCCAGCCCCUUUGUCUUCCAAACCCCUAAUUCCAACUCGGACGAAUCAGGCUACAUUUUCCCUCAAUAAAAUCCCCCCUCAUUGCCUUAAACUGACUAGCUUUAAAAUAAUUUUGCCUGAUGUCUUUAAAAGUCCUACGUCUCCAGUCCCUGAGGCUCUUCAGACUCCUGUUGAGAAUAAAGUAGCCAUAAGCAGUAGACAGGCCCGGUAUCAGUUCAUGGAACUUCACCAGUCACUCUGCAGGCUUGUAUCAGGCUGCAUUUCUCAAACCUCACAUUGUGAGCUCAGGAACUGGUUAACCAGGUUGGACCUGGAUGAGUCUGCUUCUUCUCCAGCUAAAACCCAAAAAGUCUCAUGCCUCCUUGGCUCCAAGGCUAGGGAUGUCUGGAUGAAAGAUGAAGAGACAGCGAGGGCACUCCAGAGAGUUCUUUACCAGCUUGAGAACUAUGUCAAAAUUCAAGAAUGCCCCUUUCCUCAUGUCAUCAGAGCAGGGGCUGUGUUCAUCCCCAUGCUGAUGGUGAAAGAGUUGCUAUUUCCUCAGGUCCAGGGCAGAUUUAUAGACCAGGUUCUACAAGAGCAUCGAGUUGAGUUGCGGCCAACUACACUGUCAGAGGAGAGACAGCUGACUCAGCUCCACAAGCGGGCUUUUUCUUCUAAACUAAGGAGGCUCCUAUCCCUCAAACACCUGCCAGAUAUCUAUCCAGAUGUCCUCAACCUUCUCUACUAUGAAGGUGUCUGCAAAGUCCUUGAUUCUACUCCUACAGAUGAUGCACAAAAGGAAUAGAAGUGAACUCCACUUUUAAAAAAGAAUGUGUGCAAUGCUCUGUUGAAGCUGAUAGUUCUUUUAACGGGUUUGAGGUGCACUGCAUAUCACCAAGGCAACACACGCCAGAUACUGCCACAUGCCUGGAGAGCCUGACGCGAACAUCUUGCCAGAAAAGUCUUCAGAGCAAAGGGAGGGUUAAAGGUGCCAGCAAGAGAAGGUUUUUAGGUGACAACACUUCCUCAGAAGAGGAUGGGCUUGCUGAGGAAUCUGAAAGCUGGACAUUCACCAACUGUUUGGAGGUAGAAACAUGGGAGAACAUACACCCAGCCUGCACCGAUGUAGAGGCUCACAUUGAAGUGAAGAUCGAGUCAGAGGCUGAGCAAGAGCCUGAGAAUUCCUGGGGGCGCCCCUUGACCUCUGAUGACCUCUCUUCAGAGAGCAAUGAUGUGGAUACAGAGAUGACCUCGUUGUCAUCGUAUGCAAGACGUGCGCCCAGUAGCACUAGGAAGCGCUCGGACAUGGUUCUAAAACUCAGGAAAGUUUAUUACACCAAAGGCCGGCGAGGCCAGGUGUCCCACUACCAGAGAGUCCCGGACCAGUCUGAGGUUCAAAGAGGGAGACACAGACGCUGUCACAGAAAAAAGAAACGUAGAAGUUCCGAGUCUAGGACACAACACGGAGUGAGGGAGUUCUCCUCAAGAUCACAGCACUGCCCCUAUCUCUCUACUCCGUGUCCUUCAGAGCAUAGGAGGAGAUGGGUACUACGCUCAGCCGCACGGAACACCCACCAGACCAUGAGGAACAGCUACCCGGAUCUAGUGGGCAAAAGGAUCCGCCAUCUGUAUGAAGAAAAUGAUAAGACAGAGGUGUGGUACAAGGGUGUAGUCCUGCGUAUCCACGAGUCCCAUCCCAACCCACUGAAGACUGUGUUUGAGGUUAAGUAUGACAGUGAGCCAGAGUGGCAGUACUACCUGGAGCUGCUAGUGGACUAUAAGAAAGGGUGGCUUCAAAUUGAGGACUGAAGUGUUUUUUUUGUUUUGUUUUGUUUUUUAAACUGCAAACUUUUGCUUCUUUGUAUUUUAAAAUGUGAAUAUAUUUAGCAUGCUUUUUAACUCUGACGAUCACUUUUUACAAUAGAUUAAUAUAUUUAUAAAGAGUGGGGUCUGUUUUUAAAGUUUUAACAGCUGCUGAACCAGUUUUGGUCAGGUGCAUGUUUGAGAUGUUCCAAACCCAAACAUUUCAGGUGCUCUUCAUUCCAAGACUGUGAUCAUUUACCAAAGGACUCUCAUGUUUACCUUUUUUUUUUUUUUUUUCCCCACCAUCUUACCGUGCUUUAAAUCAGCCAUAGCUAGUGACAGUCUAAACUGCCUUUCCAUUUUCCAUCAUACCUGCUGUUUGUUUAUAUUUGGGGAAAUGAGAGAUUAAAGCCAUGUUAUAAAAUGGUAGAACUGUUUUUAGACCCAACUUUGCAUUUCAAUAAUGCUGGGGGAUGUUUUUUUUUUUUCUUUCUUUCUUUCUUUCUCCCUCCCACAUUAUGCUUUGGGGUUACUCUGCCAUGAAAUUGCUGCUGAGGAAAAUCUGUUUUGAUUUGACUUCUGUUUACAUUAUAUUUUUGUUAAAUAUCCAGGUGUAGCUCAAACUUGAAUUAGAAAUGUGUCUUCCUUGAGGUUGAAUUCCUGCUUCUGUUUUAAUUCAAGCUCCUUCAUUGCAUUUGCUGAUGUAGUAAAUAUUGUCACAGCUCCCUCUUAUGGUUAAAAUAAGAUCAGAGGUUUAUGCUGUUAUCCACAGAUUUCACGAGUUUAAAGAAAACCCAAAUGCACUGUUUUGAAACUAGAACACAGGAAAAAAAGAACUGACACCAAAAUAAAAAAAAAAUCUUGCAACAUUU
Molecule: messenger RNA, 5114 nt
Organism: Ictalurus punctatus (channel catfish)
Lineage: Eukaryota; Metazoa; Chordata; Actinopteri; Siluriformes; Ictaluridae
Gene: prmt2ip
Product: chromosome 4 C15orf39 homolog
Exons: 4
Coding region: 284-3244 (986 amino acids)
Source: RefSeq, a predicted model, not a curated record